Molecule: messenger RNA, 1778 nt
Organism: Papilio machaon (common yellow swallowtail)
Lineage: Eukaryota; Metazoa; Arthropoda; Insecta; Lepidoptera; Papilionidae
Gene: AP-2mu
Product: AP-2 complex subunit mu
Exons: 10
Coding region: 179-1501 (440 amino acids)
Biological process (GO): clathrin-dependent endocytosis; intracellular protein transport
Cellular component (GO): AP-2 adaptor complex; cytoplasmic vesicle
Molecular function (GO): clathrin-cargo adaptor activity
Source: RefSeq, a predicted model, not a curated record
AUUGAUGCUAUUGACGUUUCAUUUUGGGGGCGGGUAUCGAAGUUUAAUCAUUUUAUAAUUAAAAUAAUUUAGAGUAAAAUGGUAGCGUUAGAUCCCUUAUAUUAGAUUACACAAAGUUAGGAAAUAGUACGUUCUCGAUGAUUGCCUUUUGGUUGUACUAGCCUAAGUUGAAGUCAAGAUGAUUGGUGGCUUAUUUGUCUACAACCAUAAAGGCGAAGUAUUAAUUUCGAGGGUAUAUCGAGAUGAUAUAGGACGAAAUGCAGUGGAUGCGUUCAGGGUGAACGUUAUCCAUGCCAGGCAGCAAGUGCGAUCGCCCGUUACGAACAUCGCUCGCACGUCUUUUUUUCACAUAAAGCGUGCCAACAUCUGGUUGGCAGCGGUGACCAAGCAAAAUGUGAAUGCUGCAAUGGUGUUUGAAUUUCUGCUUAAGAUUAUUGAUGUCAUGCAGUCAUACUUCGGGAAGAUCUCCGAAGAGAAUAUUAAGAAUAACUUUGUUCUUAUCUAUGAGUUGCUUGAUGAGAUCUUGGACUUUGGUUAUCCUCAGAACUCUGAUACUGGGGUUCUUAAGACUUUCAUAACACAACAGGGCAUUAAGUCUGCUUCUAAAGAAGAACAAGCGCAGAUUACAUCACAGGUGACUGGACAGAUUGGUUGGCGUCGCGAAGGUAUAAAGUACAGACGCAAUGAAUUAUUCCUUGAUGUGUUGGAGUAUGUCAACCUCCUUAUGUCUCCACAAGGUCAAGUGUUGUCGGCUCAUGUGGCUGGUAAGGUGGUGAUGAAGUCCUACCUCUCCGGCAUGCCCGAGUGCAAGUUUGGCAUCAAUGACAAAAUUGUUAUGGAAGCUAAAGGCAAGGGUAAUGGUGGUAUAUCUGGCAACACUGAUAGUGAGGGCGCUCGCUCUGGCAAGCCAGUGGUAGUUAUCGAUGAUUGUCAGUUCCAUCAAUGUGUGAAACUCAGCAAAUUCGAAACGGAACACUCCAUUUCGUUCAUACCACCAGACGGAGAGUUUGAACUUAUGAGAUAUCGUACAACUAAAGAUAUCUCUCUGCCGUUCCGUGUUAUACCUCUAGUGCGUGAAGUUGGUCGCACUAAGAUGGAAGUGAAGGUAGUUUUGAAGAGUAACUUCAAGCCGUCACUGCUCGGACAAAAGAUUGAGGUUAAGAUUCCAACUCCGUUGAAUACGAGCGGAGUUCAGUUGAUUUGUCUUAAAGGGAAGGCAAAAUAUAAGGCCUCCGAGAAUGCUAUUGUUUGGAAGAUUAAGCGCAUGGCUGGUAUGAAGGAAACCCAGUUAUCUGCUGAGAUUGAACUCCUGGAAACUGAUACUAAGAAGAAAUGGACGCGCCCACCCAUCUCCAUGGGCUUUGAGGUGCCUUUUGCACCUUCUGGUUUCAAGGUCCGUUAUUUGAAGGUGUUUGAGCCGAAGCUGAACUACUCAGACCAUGAUGUGAUCAAAUGGGUGAGGUACAUCGGACGUUCCGGACUUUACGAGACACGAUGCUAGACUGGCGACUCGGCUUACACUGUAAUUUGCCGCUGACAGUUCUACUUUAAAGGAUCAGACGAUAUGGCGUGUUACAUAAAUCUAAAACAUUUUGUAUAUAAUUUGUCGGUACACUUUCAUCUAUUUACAUAACACGAGAUACUUUUAUGAGAAUUUAUAUAAUUUUUUUUUAUAUAUUUGCUGAUAAUGUAUGCGAGGUCAUACAUAGUUGAAGGGAUUCCCAAAGUGGUCGAUAUCGAACUUAAAGCAUUGCUAAUUCUCACUCUGUCUUCUUCUU